Messenger RNA from Ciona intestinalis (vase tunicate), 1969 nucleotides. RefSeq lists its product as uncharacterized. The record is from RefSeq and is a predicted model, not a curated record. NCBI's taxonomy places the organism in Eukaryota, Metazoa, Chordata, Ascidiacea, Phlebobranchia, Cionidae. Gene Ontology annotation, molecular function: metal ion binding.
CCCGUUAGCAAGGGGAUAGUUUUUCCUUUUUAUAGCCUUGUUGUUGGUUGGCAUAGACUUGAAUAAAAAUGUUAAGGAUUGAAUCUUCUGAUGUUAUUCCUGCACGCAUUGAUAGCUCUAAUCAAGACGCAUUUCAGGGACGUAACUUUACCCUGGUGAAACCGAGAUGGGUUGAUGAUAGCCAAGCAAGUUCUUGCAAGUUGUGUCAUAACAAGUUCAAUCAAAUCAGAAGACGCCAUCAUUGCAGGUCCUGUGGUCUUGUCUUAUGCAACAAAUGUUGUUCUGAGAAGCUACCACUUCCACAGUUUGGAUCCCAAUUAGCUGACCGUGUGUGUUCUGCAUGUUUUCCAAUAGCAUCAUGUGUUACUAUGUCUUAUUCACCGCAGCAGGAAUUUCGACUCCAAGCAGCGCUCUCUCUUUCCACCUUGUGUCGGGACAAACCAGCACCAGUUGUGGCUCUAGGUGGCGCUCACAUGCUCGUCAACUUAGCAAAGUUAACUCAGCAUUCGAAUGUAGAUAUAAUGGUUCAUAUAUCAUCUGCCAUACACACACUACUAAUGCAUACUGACUUGGUGGAAUGGUUUGUUUCUAUUGGUGUUUUAAAUGCCCUCUCUGUAAUGCUGGGUGUACCUUCCUCUGCUGUUGCAUUGAAACAGUACACUGUACUAACAGAGAGUCUAAACUCACUGAGAACCAUCGCAAAGGCAAAUGAUUCACUUAAAUUGAAAGUUGCAGAAAAUGCCUGUUUGUCUGCAUCCCUACAGCUCUGCUCGCGGCAGGACCCCAGCAUUUCAUUAGUUGCUGCAACAGUUGUAUCACUGAUUGCGCAAUACCAACCAACCCAUGGCCACAUCUUAGCAGUUCCAAACGUCCUGCGAACCAUUAUACUGAAGAUUUCAAACUCAGAAGAGGAACAGAUUACAGAGCAAAUGCUAAAAAUAUUGGAAGUUUUGUCUAAAGGAAAUGAUGAAAUAAAGCACAGCAUUACAUCAGAGGAUGCUGCAUGUGGAAGCCUGCUGGCUAAAGUGUUUCAAACGAACCCGAAAAAUCUUCAAAUUUAUGUGAACACAGCUAGCACUGUGGGGAAUCUUGCAACAAACAGUAUUGACCAGGUGUUGCUACAAUCUAGCUUUAAUGCAGUACUGAGUGCAUUGAACAGAAGUUUUCCUAACUAUGUAACUUAUGAGCUUAUCAGAGCUGCUGCAAAUUUUGCUUAUCAUCGAUGCAACUCACAAUUUCUGAUCCAAAACUUCAGUACUGUUGUAAAGUUGUUAAACCAUAGCAAUGCCUCGAUACAAAAUGAAACUUUUCGUUGUCUGUUUAACUUGUUUUCAAACCGAAGCAUGGACACCAUCCAGUUAUUAAGCAGAAAUGGGGUGGAAAGUUUUCUUACCAGAUUUUCUGAGCAAAGCGCUUUAAUGGAAAACACCAAGAAUUUUCUGAACUCCACAAAGUCCAACUAUGCAUAGAGGAAUGGUAGUCUGUACAAAAUAUUUCCUAAUUUGUUUUUAUCAUAAUAAUUUAGUAUUACAAACGCAAUUUUAAAUCAAUGUGGCAAUUUUAUUUGAUAUUUUUUUAAAUUGUAGGGUGGGAAAAGAUGGGACACCUUUUUGUUCUAUUUUCUCGCCUCAUUUGAUAGUAAACAAAGAAUAUUCAGAGAAUCAUUAAACCGUAUCCUCACGGCUCCCAUAAACUGUUGUUAAAUGUUUGAACCACGAUCCAGAUAUUUGUAUAUUAUGUGAUUCAGGUGUCCCAUUUCCCCCCCCAGUACUAUACUAACAGUAGCAAAAGACUAACAGUUUUUGUGCAAUGUUUUUACAAUUUUUUUCCAGUGCAAUAUAGUGUUUUUUAAAUAAAUGUGCAAUUAAUUUUUCUAUUUUUCAUGCCUUUGAAGGGUGUUUUAUUUGCUGGUUAUCGCCAAACGUCAUACCUAUAUUUCUGUGAAUAAAAUGAUCAUUCAUGACAAAAA